AUGGCGUGGUCAGUGAAUUGGAUCGCCGUGCUAGUGCCUGCGAGAGCGCGAUGCGGACUGCUCCCGCUGCGAGGGCUUGAACCUCUCGGCCACGGUAUGCCUCACCGACGCCAUGACGACGCGCCGGACGCCAGGUUCAAUGCUGCGGCCUUGCAGCACGUUCGGGACGUGAGGGUCACCAGCAAGCCGACCCUCCGUAAGCGCGGCGAGGCGCACCUAAAUGGAUGCGUGCCGCGACGGCCGGAGCGAGUGCGCGGGAGCGAUGCGCCGCGUCGUCGGGAGGUUGUCGGAGGGAAGCUCAGGCGGCGUUUCAGGCGUCGACUUAGGCCACGCGUUCCGCUCGUCUCCCGCAUGCUCUGCAGUUGGGGCGAAGAAAGGGACCAGAAAGCGGAAGUUCUCGGCCGUGUUGGGGGUGAUCUCGACUCUGCCGUCGGUGUCCCUGUUCUCGGCCAGGAAGAGCCGCUGUGCAAAGCACUCAGCAGGUCCCAGUCCUGCCUUGCGCCGGCCGGUCACGUUACCCGGCGCUUGCGCGGCGAGGAGAGCUCAUGCCCAGGUGCGGGCGCGGGUCGCUUUGACUGGGCGGCUGCCAUGGUGAGGCAGAGCUAGCGCAAGCGGCCAUCUUUUACAGCUGGAAUAUGAAGAGGCUGAGACGGUGAAGUGGUGAGCUGCCCUGGUGGAGGGUGAGUGGGCAUGUCUCGUAGCGCAAGCCGGCCG
Molecule: messenger RNA, 714 nt
Organism: Trematosphaeria pertusa
Lineage: Eukaryota; Fungi; Ascomycota; Dothideomycetes; Pleosporales; Trematosphaeriaceae
Exons: 3
Coding region: 1-606 (201 amino acids)
Source: RefSeq, a predicted model, not a curated record